UUUCCUUUUGUUUUAAUGUUAACGUUCGUAUCCACCUUAUAGCAACAGCACAUAAUGGCGCUGUCCAUUUUGAAAGGUCAGAUACCUAAGUUGUCUCGAAAAUAUAAUGCUUGGUAUUUUAGUCAACGACUGAGUGGAGAUGUUCAGAGACCACAACCAGGCAGCAGGUAUGUCAAACCUGUACUUGGCAUCAAGAAAUACCUUGCCCAGAAGUAUUCUGCCUUUGUUGAAGGAUAUGAACGAAUUCUACAGAAAAAUUUUCCUUCUGCUUUCAGGAUAUAUCAAAUAUUUUCUAUUGGUACAAAAGACUUGUUAACAGAUAUGAAGGAAUAUCUCCGCAUAUCACAUGAGCUUAGACAUGGAAAGUCUGUACGUGACCUUACUAGGAAAGAAUUGGAGACAUAUUUUCAGACUCCCAAAGACAUGAAGAAAGUGGCUCCCAUAUUGGUCAUAGCUGCUUUACCUUUUACUAAUUACAUUGUAUUCCCUCUUGUGAUCUGGUUUCCACAUUACGUGCUUUCAACACACUUCUGGACUAUCCAACAAAGAGUUGAUUUUGCCCUUCGUCGUCAUAGGAAGAAACUUUAUAAUUACAGACCAGUGUUUCGUCAGUUACAGUCUAAGGUUUUGACUGUAUCAGAUGAUAAUCUGAAAAAUAGAUGUGAAGCCAUACUGUCUCAAAUAGGUAGUGGUGUUCACCCCAGAGUAGAUGAAAUUUUAAAGGUUAAAUCACUCUUUGUGGAUGAUCCUUAUGGUUUGUGGACAUUAAAAGAUAGUCACAUGCACAGUUUAUGUCGGAUGCAUGGAUUGUCCACGCUUCCUGGAAAGCGACAUCGGUUAUGGAGCCAUGCUGGGUUCGUUAGGGAAAUGGAUUUGGCUAUUAUAAGAGAUGGACUGAAUAACAUGAAGUUUGAUGAGUUACGGUGGGCCUGCUUUUUGAGAGGUUUAAGUCCCCUUGGAUUACCAAAGUCUGAGAUCAUUAUGUGGCUAGAACAGUGGAUUUAUAUAGCCAAGAACAUUGACAAUCACAGCCUCUCACUGUUACUCCACUGCCCCAUUCUUCUUGCUUACAACUUUCACAGCAACUGGGUUUUGAUUCAUUAGGGUUUUUCUACAAUAGUUUAAGAACUAUCUGUCCAUUCGGCUAUUUAAAUAUGUAAUCAGUGUAAUAAAAUCCUUUACUGUAAUGAUAACUCCACUAUAGAAAAUAAUCCGAACUGGCUUUAACUAAAGACUGUGCCACAAGGCUUGGGAAUAUGCUUGUAUAGGAAUCCGAAAACAUACAGAAGGUAAAAGAAAAGUUAUUAUUUUAAUGCUUAUCAAUGAUCUUUUGUUUAAUGUUUUGAAACUCGUGUUUUAUAUCUCAUCUUCAAUAUGUAACACUUAAAACAACAGGAAUACUUUUGAUCAUUAUUAAGUAUGAUAGCUAGGACAUUCUUAUUAUUAAGAUCUAGGUAGAGAUAUGAGUAAAUUUACAUUACUCCUCGUAUUACUGAUUUAGAUAGAGCAGCAGUAUGUAAUCUGUCAAUGGUAUUACUGCUUUGAGUGAUUGUAGUUUGAGUUCUUCGCGAUUGAACGACUGGGUUUGAAAAAAUGAACACUAUAGGACUCACUGCAAUAUGUUUUGAACUAUACUAAAAAAUAGUGUAUGGGCAGAAUUCCUACUAUAAAACCAUUUGUAGGCUUCUUCUUACAGAUCUUCUCUUCUUAAAACAACAGCAAGAGUAUCUGUAAGGUCUACUGAAAUGUUCAGAAACCCACCAAAGAAGCAGUUGAGACCAUGAAAACUUUUAUCAUUUGUAUAUGUAAUAUAUUUCCUUAUUCACUUAUUUAUUUCCUAGUAUUAAAGUAAUUAGUAAGUUAAAAACACUAUAUAAUAUGGUUACAACUAGAAUUAUUUUUUCAUGUUUAGAGGAAUGUUAUAAUAGAACUGUAGAAGCUGCAGUCUUUGUUCUUUUAAGAUGUAUUUAAUUGAAAUUUACUGUAAACCUGCAACAGUACUGCUGUUUAUGUGUGAUAUACUGAUAUAGAAACUACCAUCUUAAUUACGUAGAGUUGUAUUAAGGUAAAAAGGAAACUGUGAAACUUAUGUAAUGCUAUUGUCUAAAAGAGAGAGAGAAUUUAAAUGUGACAUAGUGAUCUAGCAAAUAAAAAUACUCAUGAACAACCAUCUUACAAAGAGCUGUGGUAAAGGAAAUAGAACAAUUUACUUAUGAAUUUUUUAACUACCAACUUUUUUUUAUUUGAGAUAUAAUUCUGUGAUUAGUAGAAUGGGAAAAAAACAAUUGAGAUUUCUGAUUCAACUAUUCUAGUCAGAAGAAAAGAAAAAGUGUGUUAGUUAUGGUGCUUUGUGAAUUUUAUACAUCUUAAGUCAUCUUAUAAUUACUAGAAAUGCAUGAUAUUCUGACCUUUCUGAAUGGUGUUUUAAGAUUUUGUGGAAAAUACUAAGCAUAUGCUCUAAUCACCUAAGUUGCCACACUUCUAAACUUUAUUAGUAUUGAUUUUUGCUGGAAUAUAAACUGAUAAUGUUUUUUUUAUACUAUGUUAAACAUUUAAAACCCAGGGUCCCUUUGUUGCUAUCCAGGGCAAUGUGCUUUACUUCGAUGUUACUCGUGAUAUUUCUAAUGGGGUUUUAAAAAAAACUGUCAUCAAAAAAGAUCUCAUAACUGAAAGCUAUAAGAACUAGUAUUUUCUAAAAAAUAUGGUUGGAUUGGCAUUUAGCAUAAGCACGUAGUGUUUUAUGAAUAGCGGAUAAUCCUUUUAAAUUCAUAUAGAGAUGAAAGAUAGUUUGUUUUUUCAGUAAACUAUACCUUCACUAAAGUCAGUACUGGAUGGAAUACGUGGUUUGGUGAAAAAACAUUUGUCUACAUUUUUAUGUCGUAAAUCUAAAAGAUAUAUUGGAGAUAUCCUAAUGUUCCAAAGAAAACUAAUUCCAAAGCUUUAUUCCUGCAUGAUACAUUGUGUACUUUCAUUAAUAUAUUAGACAUUGUGAAAACAUUUUUCUGCUCCUGUAAUUUAUUAAAGUUCAAUAAAGUAUUUUUAAUAGUACAAGGAACAAAACUUCUAUCCAAGAUCAUCACAAGUUAACAAAGAAGGUUUGGUUAAACUAUGCGUACUAAUGUAUGUAAUUACAGUACAGCAAAAUAAACACAAAUAGUGAAGUAAUAAAUUCGAGAAAUACAUACAAGAUCUGGUUCUUCUGGGCUUUAAAAGUUUUAAUACAUCUGUGAAGUAAAGUUCUUCACUUAUGAAUUACUUCCAGUACAGAGAUGUUAAAUCUCUACAGCUUUCAAUAAUUCCAUGAUACUGGAGGUACUUUUGCAAGUGUAAAGCAGUAUACUGUACAACAUUCAAAUGUGUGUGUGUAUUGCUUUGAGAGGUUUAAGUCCCCUUGGAUUACCAAGUUAUACAAUAUGGAGACAAUGUACAAAAAGUCACUUCCACAAUAUUAUUAUUAUUUUUUGUUGAGUACAAGUAUGUUUAAGCGCCAUUUUUUUUUACAAAGUUUGAAAAGGUGGAUAUUCAUAAGGCUUGAAUGUUGGUCAGUUGGGAAGGUAUAUUAAUUUUGUUUUUCAUAAAUUUGCUUAUAAAGACCAU
Molecule: messenger RNA, 3597 nt
Organism: Limulus polyphemus (Atlantic horseshoe crab)
Lineage: Eukaryota; Metazoa; Arthropoda; Merostomata; Xiphosura; Limulidae
Product: LETM1 domain-containing protein 1-like
Exons: 9
Coding region: 55-1104 (349 amino acids)
Biological process (GO): intracellular monoatomic cation homeostasis
Cellular component (GO): mitochondrial inner membrane
Molecular function (GO): ribosome binding
Source: RefSeq, a predicted model, not a curated record